This is a messenger RNA of Kogia breviceps (pygmy sperm whale), 2110 nucleotides long. It is a transcript of the gene TSEN2, whose product is annotated as tRNA splicing endonuclease subunit 2. Gene Ontology annotation, molecular function: nucleic acid binding; tRNA-intron lyase activity. NCBI's taxonomy places the organism in Eukaryota, Metazoa, Chordata, Mammalia, Artiodactyla, Physeteridae. The record is from RefSeq and is a predicted model, not a curated record. Gene Ontology annotation, cellular component: tRNA-intron endonuclease complex. Gene Ontology annotation, biological process: tRNA-type intron splice site recognition and cleavage; tRNA splicing, via endonucleolytic cleavage and ligation.
CCCCACCGGCCGGCGUUUCCGGGGUAACGGCGAGCGCGUAGGGCAGAGGAAGUCUUUAAAGAACAGUUACCUUGGAAAAUGGCAGAGGCAGUUUUCCGUCCCCCAAAGAGGAAAAGAAGAGUGUACGAGAGCUAUGAGUCUCCACUGCCGAUCCCUUUCGGUCAGGACUGUGAUCCUAAGAAGGACUUUAGAAUAUUCCGGGCCGAGAUGAUAAACAACAAUGUGAUUGUGAGGAACGCAGAAGAUAUGGAGCAGCUCUACGGGAAGGGUUACUUUGGAAAAGGUAUCCUGUCCAGAAGCCGUCCAGACUUCACCAUUUCAGAUCCUAAGCUGGCUGCUAAAUGGAAAGAUAUGAAGACAGACAUGCCUGUAAUCACGUCGAAAAAGUAUCAGCGUAGCGUGGAAUGGGCCACAAACCUCAUGCAAAGACAAGGCCAGGAUGAGAGCACAGUGCAUAGACUCCUUGAGGAUUACACAAAGCCCCUUGAGCAUCUUUGUCUGCAAAGGAAUGAAGAGAUCCCGUUGUGUAAUGAGCUGAACUCUGAAAUGGUUACCGAAACGGAAGGCACAGCAGAUAGAGAGAAACUUUCUGCCAUGAAUGGGGUUGCAGGAAAGUCGCGCGAUCUGGAAGAUCCCAGCAAGCGAUCAGACCGCCUGCAGGAGGGCUCUGGGCCUGACCCGAUACCUGCCCACGGCUCUGGUGAACACGCGGCGGAGGCCACCGCUCCCCUGCCCCAUGUCGGCUGCGGCAAACAGGAUGUUCUCCUCCCGCCCUCUGGCGCUCGGCCUGGGGACAGCAGCCAACGAGCGGGUCUGGUCCCGGCCAGAGAGAGAGGGCCUGGGCACCUCUACGUGCUGGUGGAGGAAGUCGUGUGUGCCGUGAGUGAGAGGGAAGACACCCCCGGUGGGGACUUGUCGCCAAAAAAGAGACUGAUAUGCAGAAGAAACCCAUUUAGGAUCUUUGAGUACUUGCAGCUCAGCCUGGAAGAGGCCUUCUUCCUGGUCUAUGCUCUGGGAUGUCUAAGUGUUUACUACGAGAAGGAGCCUUUAACGAUCGUGAAGCUCUGGAACGCCUUCCGUGUAGUUCAGCCCACGUUCCGGACUACGUACAUGGCGUACCAUCACUUCCGAAGCAAGGGCUGGGUGCCCAAAGCGGGACUUAAGUACGGAACAGAUUUGCUGUUGUAUCGAAAAGGCCCUCCAUUUUACCACGCAAGUUACUCUGUCAUCAUCGAGCUGGUGGAUGACCGUUUUGAGGGCUCUCCUCGCAGACCUCUCAGCUGGCGGUCCCUGGCUGCCUUGAGCAGAGUUUCAGUCAGUGUCUCCAAGGAAUUUAUGCUGUGCUAUUUGAUUAAACCCUCCGCCAUGACUGACAAGGAAAUGGAGUCACCAGAAUGUAUGAAACAAAUUAAAGUUCAGGAGGUGAUUCUAAGCCGUUGGGUUUCUUCACGGGAGAGGAGCGAUCAAGACGAACUUUAACAACUCAGCCUCAGGUUUCUGAUUUCACCAGCAAAAUAUUACUGAGUCUCCUGUAUAAGCCAAGUUCAGGGCGAGGUAAAGAGUCCUUUUAUUGUAAUGCCCAUUAAUGUAAAAGUUGUAAAGGGCGUGGCACUCCCAACACCAGAAAGUGUUAGUGUGUUAAAAGUUCAAAUUACACAGGCGAGAAGAGCCCUGUGCGGGCUGCAGCUUCUGUCCUUGGAUCGCUCACUCGCGGACCCCGGGCCGCUCGCCUCGGGGCCUCGUCCUUUCCGUGAGCGGGCGGGACUAGGCCAGCCCCAAGAGGACUCUCCGACCAACAGGCAACUUCCGUGACUCUCUGAUUUGACCUGAGAUGGUAGUUUCUCUCCAGGCGGCUCUGCAGUUUUCGGGGCACCACUGUGCCCCUGCCUCUCUCAUUACCCGUGAUGUCCAGUCUGUCCUGGAAGAGGGGCCUCUGUCCGCAGGUCUCCAGCUCUCCAGGAACGUCAGCCAAUUUCGCAAACAUGGGAAAUUCCAUUUACUGUCUACCAAGGAUUUCUGUAUCAUAGGAAGCAUUUUACAACAAGUUACCUCAUUAUUUAAUUCUCAGUGAACCCAUUGGAGGGCAUGUUGUGUAGAGUACACCACAGUA